Colletotrichum destructivum is the source of this 3675-nucleotide messenger RNA. Its product is annotated as Putative ppx/GppA phosphatase, ATPase, nucleotide binding domain-containing protein. The record is from RefSeq and is a predicted model, not a curated record. The transcript is spliced from 3 exons. Gene Ontology annotation, biological process: regulation of transcription by RNA polymerase II. The coding region runs from base 577 to 2481 and encodes 634 amino acids. NCBI's taxonomy places the organism in Eukaryota, Fungi, Ascomycota, Sordariomycetes, Glomerellales, Glomerellaceae.
GUAUAUAUCGUUCAGUCGACUGGCAGGAAAUGGCUGUGGGUUUGCGCCACGGCCAUACUGAGUCCAGGCUUCCAUUACCGAUGAAUCCAAUAAUCCACACCUCUCUCAUUCACGCUCACUCACACGCUCACUCACACGCUCACUCUUACUCUUACUCUCACUCUCACACUCACACGUAAUACGUCCCGGUUCCGUAGGUUCCCCUCACUUACAACAACCAAAUCUUCUGUCAGCCGGUCUCCGUCUGCUGGUCUCUUCAUUUCUUCAUCUCUUCGCCUCUUUACCUCUCUUCUCUUCUGCCUCGCGCAUACAACGGCACACACAACAGCCGCAUACACACACACGCCCGCGCACCGGAAACAAGCGCAUCCUUCGGGGGCAGAGAAUCCGGGAAGAAGAAAAGAGAGGAGACAUACACAUGUCGGCUGCCGUCUAAACCCCCCGUUGGAAAUCCCUUCUGCACACACCACGACUGCUUUGAGCACGAAAUACCACCCCUCUCAAUCCCCCUCUAAUCUAAUCUAGCCGAACCGAACGCUACCUACCUACGGAUUCAACCCUCUCGACAGCGCUGCCAUGGCCUCGAGCUCUGACAUCAUAACGCUUGACAACUUUGAGCAGCUGCUGCCAAGAUGGGACCCCGCAGGUCCCAAUCACCUAUAUGCGCUCGUUGAUAUGGGCAGCAACGGCAUCCGCUUCUCCAUCUCGGACCUCACCCCGCCACAGACCCGGCUGCUCCGGCCCAUCUACCGCGAGCGCGCCGGCAUCUCCCUCUUCGACGCCCUCAAUACCAACCCUUCCUCCGAUGAUGAUGCCGCCGCCGCCGCCGCUGCCACCAAACCCAUGACUUUCCCCGCCGAGACCAUCGCCCAGGUCGCCCGCACCCUCGCCCGCUUCCGCCGCAUCGCCGUCUCGUACGGCGUCCCGCCCGCCCACUUCUCCGUCCUCGCCACCGAGGCCAUGCGCCGCGCCGCCAACGCCCGCGAGAUGCUAGCCGCCAUCCGUGCCGCCGCCGACAUUGGCGUCCACGUCCUGGCCCCCGAGGUCGAGACCCUGUUCGGCGCCGUCAUGGGCUCGCGCUCCGCCUUUGUCGACAUCUCGCGUGGCGGCCUCUUCCUUGACCUCGGUGGCGGCUCCGUUCAGAUGACCUGGGUCGACACGCGCCUGCCCGACUACGAGAUUGCCGCCGCCCUGGCCGGCGAGAGCAUGCCUUUUGGCGCCGCGCGCCUGAUCCGCGUCCUCGAGGGGCAGCCCGAGGAAGUGCGCGCCCAGGAGAGGCAGAAGCUCAACGCGAGCAUGCAGGGCGCCUUUGCGAAGCUGUGCGACAGGUUCCCCGCGCUCGCGCAGGCCAAGGCGGAACACGCGGCCGCGGCAACCAACGGGACCGACACCGGGACCAGCACCGGCCCCGUUGCCGGCGGCAUCGACGCCUACCUCUGCGGCGGCGGGUUCCGGGGCUACGGCUGCAUGCUGCAACACAACGACCCGAUCCAGCCGUACCCGCUUCCCUCGGUGGGCACCUACACGGUGACGGGCGACUUUUUCAAGCAGACGGACAAGAUGCGGCGCGUGCACCGCGAGCACGAGGGCAAGAUCUACGGCAUGUCGAAGCGGCGGCGGCAGCAGUUCCCGGCCAUCAUCGAGGUCGUCGAGGCCUUCAUCCGCGCCGUGCCGCACCUGCGCACCGUCACCUUCUGCGGCGGCUCCAACCGCGACGGCGCCCUGCUGAUGAAACUGCCCAAGAGCGUGCGCGAGAGCAACCCGCUCGAGGCGCUCGCCGGGUUCCCCAUCCAGGGCCACCACGAGGACGCCGGCGGCAGCGGCGGCGGCGGCGGCGGGAGGGGCGACAUGGCCGUGAUCGCCCGCGCCGUGCUGAGGACGCUUUACGGCGCAGUGCCCGUCAACGUCGACAUCUCGCGGACGCCGACCGUCUUCUCGCUGGGCCUGGGCCCGCUGUUCGCGCGGCAGGUCUGGAUCCACCAGGGCGAGGACGACGACGCCAACGCGUCGUACGCGCUGCACGAGGCCGUCACGCGGGACCCCAGCGCUCCGGGGCUGACGCACCUCGCGCGCGCGGUGCUGGGGCUAACGACGUGCGCGCGGUGGGGGUCGAACCUCGGGCCGAUCGACGCCCAGCUGUACGGGAACCUGAAGGGGCUCGUCGCCGAGGCAAAGCCCGAGAGCAUCUUCUGGGCCGAGUACCUCGGCGCCGUGGCGGCCGUCAUGGUCGACCUGGUGCCGGCGUGGCCCGAGACAGUCGAGGAGCUAGAGUCGACGCUGAGGUUCGAGGCCACGCAGACCGUGGACCCGGAGAAGAAGAGGGCGAGCAUCGAGCUGACGGUCCACGUGGCCGCCGCCGCCGCCGUGGGCAUCGACCCGGAGGACGUCAAGGGCCGGCUCUCCAACGUCGGGAAGAAGCGCAAGGACGGGACGCGGCCGGACAAGAAGGUCACGGUCCGGCUUCUGGAAAUGAAGCAGUAGCCUUUCAUUUUACGACCGCGGACGGUCUCGUGGACUAUAUACCCCUCUCCAUCCUCCUCCUCCUCCUCCUUAAUUCAAAACUGUGCUCUCUGCUGCCUCCUGGGAUGUAGCUCUCGAUACGGUGUCUGCUUCCUGAGCCUAUUUUGGUUUUUUUUUCUAAACGGGCCCUUUAAGAUGCACUGAAGCGACGAGGGUCUUGCUGCAAGUGAGAUGCUGGGACAGAAACUAGCGUCUCGGCCUCUGACAAUAUAGGGGGUGAGCCUCUGGGGCGUUGCUGGGGCUUUGGACGCCAUCCAUUUCCGAGAUCGAACCGUGUCCUGGCCGGUCCCGCGUCCACUGCUGUCACAUCGAGGAGAGCGCGGCCGAGACUGAUGGUGGAUGGAGAGGGGAGGUCUUCCUUCCCUGCAUCAGCCUCUUCCAGGUUAUGGGCAGAGGAUGGCGCGGGAUGUUGUGAAUACAGGACGCCAGCGACCCCGUCUUCUUGCGAGCUCCCGGAGACGGUAGCAAGGCAAUCUCGGUAGAAAUCGUAGUAAAACGGAUUAGACGGAUCACUUUUAAGAGGCCAGUAGCGGAGAAUGACGCGUACCAAACAACGCAAACCCGCACUGGACAUGUCACCGCAGGCAGUCUGGCAGAGGGAGGACAUGGUGUUACCUCCUGGACCUCGUUGCAAAAGCGGCCACCUCGGUAUGCUUGGAGAUGUUUUGCGUAUCCAGGGAAACAACCCCAGUGGAGAGGCCCAAGACAUAUUCAAGGAGGGGGUUUUCUCGAACCAUUCGAUUGCGUUGUUCUGGAGAGGGGAUUGACACACUGCUCCUGCGGUCAGUCUGACCUUUCCCGCUGUUUCCGAACCCUUGAUUCGGCUGGGCCUCCUCUUCGUCAGCAUCGCCAGGCUGUAUGGCAUUGGGGUCGGCCUCAAGAGUCAUUGGCUCGUCGACGGAUUGAAGGGAAAGCGGCUGCCAUCACGGUAUCGACGGUGGAGGAGCAGGCAGCCAGAUAUCGGCUUCUUAUAAAGAGGAGGAGGAGGACAAUACGGUGGAUAUAUUGACUUUUGUGCUGCGAUGGGGCAAACCAUAUGGGCGUGUUAGUCGGUCUAUGAGAGUACUAACGAGAAAGAAAACCCACACAUGGCCACAUCAGUCCAAUAAAUUGAUCUGUCGGCGGGCCAUCCAAGUUUAUGCGCUUUUACACUCC